AUGAACGUACUACGCCUGCCACUCUCAAGGGCUGCUACACGCCAUGCUCUUCAUACCGCUCGACGUGGGAUUGCAUCAGGCAGCGGACUGCCUAAAUUCGAACCGAACUCCUUCAAAGCUAGCGAGAGUCCCAACCCAGACUGGAAACUCCAAAAAGGUCUUCCUACAGAUACGCCCCUGGGGAAACAGUGGAAGCAAGAUGAAGAUGCUGGCUGGAAGACAUGGGACGGCUGGGACACGCCUCCGACAGACAUGUACAAGAUGUUAUCGAGUGCCAUAACCCCCCGCCCUAUCGCUUUUGUGUCAACCAUAUCUUCGGACGGCAUCCGUAACCUCGCACCGUUCAGCUUCUUUCAGAUGGUCUCAUUCAAGCCGCCAUUAGUCAUGGUCUCAUGCACGCUGUCUCCGCGUCGUCCUAAGGAUACGCGAGAGAACAUCUUGAACACGAACGAGUUUGUCGUCAACCUCAUUAGCGAACCUUUCGUCGAGGCUGCAAACUCGACUUCGGUGGAAGCGCCCGCAGAGAUCGACGAAUGGCUCGUCUCUGGUCUAACCGGAGAGCCCAGCGAGCAAGUCAUGCCUGAGCGUGUGAGGGAGGCUGCUGUGAGCUUGGAAUGCACAUUGUACAGCUACCAGGACAUCUACUCUGACGAGACCGACAAAUCUGCGCCCGACGCAGCGCCAACAACGACCAUGAUGAUUGGACGCAUCGAGAAGGCCCAUGUUCGCAACUCGGUUCUGCAACCAGAUGGUCUUCAGGUUGAUCCUGCGAAGCUCCGGGUCGUCUCGCGUCUUGGGGGCAAUACGUAUGCGCGGGUGACGCAGGGCUUUGAUGUUGCUCGGCCUUCAUGGCGUGACGUGAAGAAGGAGAUUGGUGACAAGCUUUGA
Molecule: messenger RNA, 888 nt
Organism: Peniophora sp. CBMAI 1063
Lineage: Eukaryota; Fungi; Basidiomycota; Agaricomycetes; Russulales; Peniophoraceae
Source: the annotation of a GenBank genome assembly